Molecule: messenger RNA, 2413 nt
Organism: Eriocheir sinensis (Chinese mitten crab)
Lineage: Eukaryota; Metazoa; Arthropoda; Malacostraca; Decapoda; Varunidae
Product: alkylglycerol monooxygenase-like
Exons: 8
Coding region: 279-1619 (446 amino acids)
Biological process (GO): lipid biosynthetic process
Cellular component (GO): endoplasmic reticulum
Molecular function (GO): iron ion binding; oxidoreductase activity
Source: RefSeq, a predicted model, not a curated record
UUUGCCCUGCCCCACGCUGGCUGUAACGGCGCUGCUGCUAUCGUCAGUGUCGUUUCUCCCCAGCGAAGAGGACGGUGGAGCUAAGGGACGGAGCUGCGGCGAGACCAACAACGUAUCCCCAGCACAGCACAGCGUCACAGUGACAUCUUUUGCAAAUAUUGAAGAGCAACAGCAGCUGAAGACGCACUUGGCUCAUCGGAGUUUCUUGGUGUGGUGGUGGUGGUGACGGCCGAGGUGGUGCUGGAAGUUAGGUUAUAAGGAGUCACCACCGAGGCGCCAUGGCCCUGUCCGCGGCGAUGGGCAAGGUGGCGAGGGGAUUGAGCACCCUCUUCUACGUGGCGAGCCCCAACGAAACAACCUUCCGUCAAGUCCACGAGGUGCCCGACUACAUUAACGGGGCGGUUCCUUUCUUCACCGCCUUCAUCCUGCUGGAGUGGGUCGUGACGCGAAUGAAGGGCGGCAAAAUUCGCUUAAACGACCUCUUCACUUCAGUACUAAACGGGGUGGCCUACGAAGUGCUGGGCGUGGGGGUCGUUGCCUUCCACCUCUGUGGCUACGAGUGGCUUUACGAGCGUCGCCUCCUUGACCUCGACUGGUCCUCGCCGAUCACCUGGUGGGUCGCCGCUUUCGGAGUCGACCUCGGCUACUACUGGUUCCACAGGGCAACACACGAGAUCAACCUGGUGUGGGCGAGCCACCAGGUGCACCACUCGUCCGAGGAAUACAACCUCAGCACGGCCAUCAGACAGUCCAUGUUCCAGCGCUACUUUUCCAUCGGUUUCUACCAGCCCUUGGCCCUCCUCGGAGUCCCGCUUCCCGCUCUCCUCGUCCACCUCCAGUUUAAUUUGAUUUUCCAGUUCUGGAUUCACACGGAGGUGAUUGACAACUGCGGCCCUUUGGAGUGGGUUCUCAACACGCCGUCUCACCAUCGAGUCCACCAUGGCGCGAACAAGUGGUGUCUCGACAAGAAUUACGCGGGCGUCCUCAUCAUCUGGGACCGUCUGUUCGGUACCUUCCAGGCGGAGCGGCGCGACGAGAAGAUUGCAUACGGCCUGGUGGAUCAACCGCAGUCCUUCAACGUGCUCUGGCUGCAGAUCUUCUACUUCGGGGCGGUGUUCCGUAAGGCGCGGAGUAUGACCACUUGGGGGGACUCCCUGAGGGCGCUCUUUUACGGCCCUGGCUGGUUUCCUGGAACGCCGCGCCUUGGAGACCCCGACACCUUCCCUGACGUCAAGGCCCCCCGGGUGAAGUACAACCCACAGCUUCCCCUGUGGCAGGAGGCAUACGUGUUGGUGCACUUCGCCAUCCUCAUCCUGGUGCAGCAAGCGUGGAUCCCCAAGGUUGCCAGCUUCUCGUGGGUGUCUGCCCUCGUGUUUACGGCGUUCAUCUUCGUGUCUGCGGGGAUCGUCGGGGCCAUGUACGACGGGUGGUGGUGGGCGCCCCUGGUGGAGGCCGCCCGAUGCAUUGCCUACGUAGCCUACGCCCGCAGCAACCCAGUCACCGGGUGCCAGGCUAUGGACGCCGCCAUCCUCUUCUACUUUGCGGCUUCUGCCUUCAUCUGGACUUCGCACAGCCUCGCCGUGGUGAAGGCCUCCGUCAAGGCUGCCAAGCUGGAAUAAUCACCUUGUUCUGGACACACUCCUUCCCUGUACAGCCACAUAUGAUGCUGUUGCCUGGAAUGCUCCAGUCUCCGUGCUGCCUUAUCAAAGCUCCCUGUGAUUUUCUGUCAUUGACACCAACGCCUAAGCUGUCCAUCUUUUCUUGUAGAUUGCUAAAAGCGAACACGUUUACAUUUUCUGUACUGCCUGUCAGUACUACCUCCAUCCCGUCUUACACGAGGGUGGUUUAACUCCACACCCCAUGCAAAACAUACGUAUUUACCCUUGUUGCAAGUAACUACCUCGUCGAACACUCCAGCUUUGGGCCAUACAGAACGUUGUUGAUAGGUUACCAUCGUCAUUGGACGAGGAUGAGGAGAAAGAAGAGGAGGAGAAAGAAGAGUAAGAGAAGGUAGACGAAGAACAAAAGUAAUAUGAGGAGGAGUAAGAAGGUGGAGGUGCUGUUGGAGGCCACGUCAAUCCCAACAUUCCUCUCCCAUGCACGCCGUCGCCACCUUGCCACAGAUGGUGUGGGACACGAUCGUGUCGCGGAUCGAAAGUUGUCACAGGAUAGAAAACUCAAAAAAGCAGUUCAGAGUAUGGCCUUUUGAGGCUCUGUGUCUUAAGAUAACGACUUUGAUACCCAAGAGAUAGCAUAAAUGUUUAUAUAAAUUAUCAGGUCAAAAGAACACAAAUAGCUAAAGGCAUGCAUUAACUUUUUAAAUCACAAAACUACAUCCAAGUAAAUUGUUCAUUAGAUAUUAUGAAUAUGGUUUUGGUGUUAGUAAAAGUAACCGAAGUAUCUAAAAUCUCUA